GCAUCUCUAACGAGCGAGCAUUGACGCACGCGUGGAUGUUCACAAGUACUGUAGGUCCGGGAAUGUGAAGUGGAGUGACAGUCGCAGGAUUACAGGGGCGGCAUCCCAGCAGCGUUCAGCGUCCGACGUGAUGACCGAGCAGGAGGACCAGCCCAGGAGGAGGCCGCUGGUCAGAGCCGCUUCGGAGGACAGCUCCAGCGAACUGAGCAUGACUAGCUCUCCAUCACCAGGGGACACGUUGCCAUGGAACCUGCCCAAACACCACCGUCUGAAGCGCUCCAAGUCGGCCUCCGGGGUCAUCCUGGACCCUGCGGAGAGGGCUGUCAUCCGCAUAGCAGAUGAACGAGAUCGGGUCCAGAAAAAAACCUUCACAAAAUGGAUCAACAAACACCUGAUGAAGCACUGGAGAGCUGAGGCUCAGCGACAUGUGACAGACCUCUACGAGGACCUGAGAGAUGGACACAACCUCAUCUCCCUGCUGGAGGUUCUCUCAGGAGAGACACUGCCAAGGGAGCGUGACGUUGUCAGGAACGUGCGGUUGCCAAGGGAGAAAGGACGCAUGCGCUUCCACAAGCUGCAGAACGUCCAGAUCGCCCUGGACUUCCUCAAACACAGACAGGUGAAACUGGUCAACAUCAGGAAUGACGACAUCGCCGAUGGCAACCCCAAGCUGACCCUCGGGCUGAUCUGGACCAUCAUCCUCCACUUCCAGAUCUCAGACAUCCAGGUGAACGGCCAGUCUGACGACAUGACGGCCAAGGAGAAGCUGCUGCUGUGGUCUCAGAGGAUGACGGAGGGCUACCACGGCAUGCGCUGCGACAACUUCACGUCCUCCUGGAGGGACGGGAAGCUCUUCAACGCCAUUAUCCACAAACACAGGCCCCAUCUGAUAGACGUGAGCAGGGUGUACCGGCAGAGCAGCCAGGAGAACCUGGAGCAGGCCUUCAGCGUGGCCGAGCGAGAGCUGGGGGUCACCCGCCUGCUCGACCCAGAGGAUGUGGACGUACUCCACCCGGACGAGAAGUCCAUCAUCACGUACGUGUCGUCGCUCUACGACGUCAUGCCCCGGGUUCCAGACGUGCAGGAUGGGGUGAAGGCCAACGAGUUGGAGCUGCGCUGGCAGGAGUAUUAUGAGCUGGUCACUCUGCUGCUGCAGUGGAUCAGACAUCACGUGGUGGUGUUCGAGGAGAGGAGGUUCCCCACCAGCUACGAGGAGAUAGACGUUCUUUGGCGCCAGUUUCUGAAGUUUAAGGAGAUGGAGCUACCUGCAAAAGAGGCGGACAAGAACCGCUCCAAACACAUCUACAAGUCCUUUGAGGGCGCCAUCCAGGCAGGACACAUCAAGGUUCCUCCUGGUUUCCACCCCUUCGACGUGGAGAAGGAGUGGGGGCGACUACACGUGGCCAUACUGGAGAGAGAACGUCUGCUGAGGACUGAGUUUGAGAGGCUGGAGCGGCUCCAGAGGGUCGUCAGCAAGGUGCAGAUGGAGUCUGGGGUGUGUGAGGAGCAGCUGAACCAGGUGGAGACCUUGCUACAGUCGGAUGUUCGUAUGAUGAGCUCAGGAAAGCCAGCCCAGCACUCUGCCGAUAUGGAGGUGGACCUGGAGAAGGCUGAGGGCAUGAUCAGGUUCCUCUUCAACGACGUGCAGCUUCUCAAGGACGGACGGCAUCUUCAAGCUGAGCAGAUGUACCGCAGGGUCUACCGUCUCCACGAGCGCCUGGUGAACCUGCGUAGCGAGUACAGCCUGCGCGUCCGGUCUGGCAUCAGCUCCAGCCAGGUGCCCCUGUCCCCGACCCAGUCAGCCCAGACGCUCCAGCAGGUCCCGGUGAGGGUGAGGCCAGAGCUGGACGAGGCCACGCUGCGCUACAUCCAGGACCUGCUGGUCUGGGUGGAGGAGAACCAGAGGAGGGUGGCCCAGGGGGAGUGGGGCCUAGACCUGCCCACAGUGGAGUCCCAGCUGGGCAGUCACCGCGGCCUGCACCAGUCUGUGGAGGAGUUCAGAUCUAAGAUUGACAGGGCCAAGGCAGACGAGACUCAGAUCUCGCCUGUCAGCAGAGGUGUGUACAGGGACUAUCUCUCCAAGUUGGAGAUGCUGUAUGGCAAGCUUCUCAACUCCUCCCGGUCUCGUCUGAGCAGCCUGGACCAGCUGCAUGCGUUCGUCACCGCGGCGACCAAGGAGCUGAUGUGGCUGAAUGAGAAGGAGGAGGAGGAGGUGAACUACGACUGGAGCGACCGCAACAGCAACAUGACCGCCAAGAAAGACAAGUACUCGGGCCUGAUGAGAGAGCUGGAGCUGAGGGAGAAGAGGGUGAACACCGUCCAGGCGACUGGAGACAAGCUCCUGAAAGAGAGUCACCCUGCCAGCAAGACUGUGGAGGCCUUCAUCGCCGCCCUGCAGACCCAGUGGAGCUGGAUCCUGCAGCUGUGCUGCUGCGUCGAGUCCCACCUGAAGGAGAACAUGCUGUACUUCCAGUUCUUCUCCGACCUGAAGGAGGCUGAGGAGAAGAUGAAGAAGAUGGAGGAGACGAUGAAGAGGAAAUACAGAUGUGACCGUUCCAUGACUGUCACCAGGCUGGAGGACUUACUGCAAGACCAGGCGGAUGAUAAAGAGCAGCUGAAAGAGUUCAAGACUCACCUGGAGGGUUUAAACAAGAGGGCAAAGACCAUCGUCCAGCUGAAACCACGCAGCCCUGCCACCCCAGUGUCAAGCAAAACACCAGUCCAGGCCAUCUGCGACUUCAAACAGAUGGAGAUCACGGUCCACAGGGGAGAUGAGUGUGCCCUUCUGAACAACUCCCAGCCGUACCAGUGGAAGGUUCUGAACGCCAGAGGCAGCGAAGCCACAGUACCCUCAGUUUGCUUCCUGGUUCCUCCCCUCAACAAGGAGGCUGGGAACGGUGUCUCAGAGCUGGACUCCAGUCUGCAGAAGCUGCUGGUCUUGUGGCAGAGGCUGCAUGUGGACAUGAAGUGCCUGAUGUCCUGGCAGUACCUGAUGAGAGACAUCCAGCUCAUGAACUCCUUGAACAUCACCAUGUUUCGGACCCUGAGGGUGGAGGAGUAUAACCUGACGCUCAGAAACCUGCAGCAGCACUACCAGGACUUCCUCAGAGACAGUCAGGAGUCAGAGCUGUUCGGGAAAGACGACCACAGUCAGGUGGAAUCCAGUUACAACCAAGCCAACCAGCACUACCAAGGUCUGGUGCAGUCGGUUGAGCAAGGUGAUCAAGACGACUCUGUGUGUAAGAGCUACCUGAGCCGGAUCAAGGACCUGCACCUGAGGCUGGACGGCUGUGAGAGUCGGACAGUCUCACGCCUGCGACAGGCCAUACACAAGGAGCCUCUAAAAGACUGUGCCCUGAAGACUGUUGAGCAAAAGAAAGUCCAGUCUGAACUGGAGGCUUUGAUGAAGGACCUGAGCAGCAUGGUGGAGAUGACGCAGGAGGUUCUGUCCUCCCCUCAGCAGUCCAGCUCCGCCCUGGUGCUGCGCUCCGAACUGGACCUGACUCAGAAGAAGAUGCAGCACGUGUACAGUCUCUCCUCCGUCUACAUGGAUAAACUGAAGACCAUUGAUGUAGUGAUUCGCAGCACCAAAGGAGCAGAGGACACUCUGAAAAAGUACGAAGCUCUGUUACGGGAAGUCAACAAGGUCCCCGCGGAUGAGCAGGAAGUGGACAAGUGUCAGACACAGCUGAAGAGCCUGCGUGCCGGGGCGGAGGGUGACCAGGCGGCGUUCGACCAGAUCCAGGACGACCUGGAGAAGGCAGCGGCCGUGACGGAGCGGCUGACCAGAGUCCACUACGAGCGGGACGCUGAGCUGGAUCUCCAGCGCCAGCUGGUCUCAGGGCUGCUGGAACGCUGGCAGGCCGUGUUCGCCCAGAUCGACCUGCGGCACCACGAGCUGGAGGCGCUGGGCCGACAGAUGGUUUCCUACCGCAAGAGCUACCAGGAGCUCAUCCGCUGGAUCGAAGACGCCAAGCGGAGGCAGGAGAAGAUCCAGGCGGUGCCCGUUGGGGACAGCAAGGUCCUCGCAGAACAGCUGGCUCAAGAAAAGAAACUCCUUGAGGAGAUUGAAAAACACAAAGAUACGGUUGAAGACUGUCAGUCAUAUGCAAAGGCAUACAUUGAUGCAGUCAAGGACUAUGAGCUGCAGGUGGUGACCUACAGAGCGCUGGAGGAGCCACUGGCAUCUCCAAUAAAGAAAACCAAAAUGGAGUUUGCAUCGGACAACAUCAUCCAAGAGUAUGUGACUCUGAGGACUCGCUACAGCGAGCUGCUGAUUAUCACCAUCCAGUACAUCAAGUUUAUCACAGACACACAGCGCCGCCUGCAGGAGGACGAGAAAGCUACUGAACAACUAAAGGAAGAGGAGAGAAAAAAGAUGGCGGUGAUACAAGCUGAGUUAGAGAAGCAAAAGCAGUUAGCUGAGGCGCAUUCCAAAGCUGUCGCCAGGGCAGAGCAAGAAGCACAGGAGCUAAAGUUAAAAAUGAAGGAGGAGGUGAGCAGGAGGGAGGUCGCAGCUGUGGACGCCGAGAAACAAAAGCAGAACGUACAGCAGGAGCUGCACAAACUGAAGAACCUGUCAGAGCAGGAGAUCAAGUCCAAGAGCCAGCAGGUGGACGAGGCGUUGUUCAGUCAGACCAGGAUCGAGGAAGAGAUCCUCACCAUCAGGCUGCAGCUGCAGACCACCAUGACGCAGAAGACCUCGGCUGAGUCAGAGCUGCAGCAGCUCCGAGAUCAGGCUGCAGAGGCCGACAGACUCAGGAAGACCGCCCAGGAGGAAGCCGAGAGACUUCGCAGGCAGGUGAACGAAGAGACACAGAAGAAGCGUGUCGCGGAGGAGGAGCUGAAACGCAAGUCCGAGAGCGAGAAGGAGGCCGCCAGGAUCAAGCAGGCGGCCCUGGACGACCUGCAGCAGUUCAAAAUGCAAGCCGAGGAGGCCGAGAGACGCAUGAAGCAAGCGGAGGUGGAGAAGCUACGGCAGAUACAAGUGGCGGAGGAGGUGGCGCAGAAGAGCGCCGCCACGGAGCUGCAGAGCCAGCGCAACGAGGCGGCGACGCAGCUGGAGGCGUCGCUGAGGCAGGAACAGGGGACGGUGAUCCAGCUGCAGGUGGAGGCUGAGCAGCUCAAGAAGAAACAAGACGAGGCCAACAAGGCCAGGGAGGAAGCUCAAAGGGAACUGGAGAAAUGGAGACAGAAAGCCAACGAGGCUCUUCGCCUGCGGCUCCAAGCGGAGGAAGACGCCCACAAAAAGAGCCAGGCCCAAGAGGAGGCAGAGAAGCAGAAAGAGGCGGCUGAACGAGAGGCCAAUAAACGGGCCAAAGCAGAGGAAGCUGCCCUCAAGCUGAAGGAGAUGGCGGAGAAGGAACUGGAGAAGCAGAGGGGGUUUGCGGAGGGGAUAGCCCAGCAGAAACUGUCUGCGGAGCAAGAGCUGAUCCGCCUCAGAGCCGACUUUGAACACGCCGAGCAGCAGAGGGGUCUGUUGGACGAGGAACUCCAGCGUCUGAAACGCGAAGUGGAAGCAGCCAUGAAACAAAGAAAACAGCUGGAAGACGAACUGGCGAAGGUGAGAAAGGAAAUGGACGUUCUUCUCCAGAUCAAGAUCAAAACUGAAAAGGAGGCCAUGUCCAACACAGAAAAAAGCAAACAGCUACUUGAAUCUGAAGCUGCAAAAAUGAGACAGCUUGCCGAGGAGGCAACCAGGCUGCGAUCAGAUGUGGAGGAAGCGAAGACACAGAGGCAGGCGGCUGAGGAAGAGGCCGCCAGACAACGAGCCGAAGCUGAGAAGGUUCUAAAGGAGAAGCUUGCCGCCAUUAAUGAAGCAACUCGCCUGAAAACAGAGGCAGAGAUCGCUGUGAAGGAAAAAGAAGAGGAAAACGAAAGACUCAAGAGGAGAGCUGAAGAAGAAGCGGAUCAGAGAAAGGUCUUAGAGGACCAAGCUUCUCAGCACAAGCGAGACAUCGAGGAGAAGAUCAACCAGCUUAAGAAGUCUUCUGAUUCUGAACUGGAAAGGCAAAAGAAAAUGGUGGAGGAAACCCUCAAUCAGAGGAGAGUGGUUGAAGAGGAGAUUCGAAUCAUCAAACUCAAUUUUGAGAAAGCCUCAACAGGCAAGCAAGGUCUGGAGCUUGAACUGAGCAAGCUGAAAAGCGUUGCAGACGACACGCAGAAGAGCAAAGUGAAAGCUGAGGAGGAGGCCGAGAAACUCCGAAAGCUGGCUUUGGAGGAGGAAGCCAAGAGGAAAGAAGCCGAGGUGAAGCUGAAGAAGAUCACGGCCGCAGAGCAAGAAGCCGCGCGGCAAUGCAAGGCAGCCCAGAACGAGGUGGAGCGUCUCAAACAGAAGGUCUCCGAGGCCAACCAGCAGAAAGAGGAGGCCGACAAGCAGGCAGAAAAGCAGAUUCUUCUGGCCAAAGAGACGGCCCAGAAAUGCAGCUCUGCAGAAAAGAACGUGCUUGACGUUCUCACCAAGCAGAAAGAAGACACUCUCGCUCAAGAGAAGCUUAAAAAGGAAUUCGACGAGGCUAAGAAACUGGCUCAAGCUGCCGAGAAGGCCGCUGAGAAAGCAGAGAAAGAGGCUGCUUUACUCCGCCAGAAAGCAGAAGAUGCUGAAAAACAAAAGCAGGCUGCCGAGGCUGAAGCAGCCAAACAGUCCGAGGCACAACAGGACGCUGAGAGACUGAGGAGAGAGGCAGAGCAGGAGGCCUCCAGCAGAGCCAAGGCAGAGGCAGAAGCUCUGGCGCAGAGGAAACAGGCGGAUAAGGAGAUGGCCAAGUACAAAAAACUAGCUGAACAAACUGUCAAACAGAAGUCUCAAGUCGAGAAGGAGCUGUCUAAGGUGAAACUGCAACUGGAUGAGACCGACAAGCAGAAAUGCGUUCUGGACGAGGAGCUGCAGAGGUUGAAAAGUGAAGUCGGUGAUGCGGUCAAACAGAGAGCCCAGGUGGAGGAAGAGUUACGCAAACUCAAGAUUCAGAUGGAGGACCUGGUCAAACUGAAGCUGAGAAUCGAGGAGGAGAACAAGCAGCUCUUACGAAAAGAUAAAGACAGCACUCAGAAGUUGCUGGCGGAGGAAGCGGAGAACAUGAGGAAACUGGCAGAAGAGGCAGCCAGGCUCAGCAUUGAGGCUCAGGAGGCAGCGAGGCAGAGGCAGACUGCAGAGGCGGACCUCGACCAGCAGAGGGUGCUAGCGGACAAAAUGCUCAAGGAAAAAAAGCAGGCCAUCCAAGAGGCAAGUAAACUGAAAUCUGAGGCGCAGGAGCUCCAGAAACAGAAGGAACAGGCCCAGGAGAAGGCCCAGAAACUUCUAGAAGACAAGCAGCAAAUGCAACAGCGUCUUAAGAAAGAGACUGAGGUCUUCCAGAAAUCAUUAGAGGCCGAGCGCAAGAGGCAGCUUGAAGUUUCUGAAGAAGCUGAUAAACUGAAGCUCAGGGUGUCUCAGCUCAGUGACGCCCAGUCAAAAUCAGAGGAGGAGGCUAAGAAAUUCAAGAAACAGGCAGAUGACAUUAGGGCUAAAUUAGAAGAGACAGAGCAUCAAACUGUAGAUAAGGUCGUUGUUGAGAAACUGGAGGUGCAGAGGCUGCAGAGCACCAAGGAGGCUGACGAGCUUCGCAAAACCAUCAGUGACCUCCAGAAGGAAAAGGACAGGUUGAAAAAAGAUGCUGAAGACUUACAGAAUAAAUCCAAAGAGAUGGCCAACGCCCAUCAGGAGCAAAUUAAGAAGGAAAAGGCCCUUCUUCAACAGUCUUUCUUCACAGAGAAAGAAACGUUACUAAAAGCAGAAAAGCUCAUUGAGAGUGAGAAAAGAAAGCUUGAAAAAGAGUUUGAGGAUGAAGUCAAUAAGGCGAAGACUCUCAAAGAAAAUCAAGAGCGUCAAAUAAAACAGAUGGAAGAGGAGAAAAAUAAACUCAAGGCAAACAUGGACGCUGUCGUGAAGAAGCAAAAGGAUGCCGAGCAGGAGAUGCUAAUCAAGCAGAAAGAAAUGGAAGAAUUUCAGAAGAAAAAGCUUGAACAAGAAAAGCUACUGGCUGAAGAAAAUAAAAAUCUGAGAGACAAGCUGCAGAAACUCGAGGUUGCUCAAAAACCAAGCUCAUCCGACGUGAAAGAAAUUGAAAUACAAACGGAUGUGGUCCCCGAAGAUCCAUGCAAUGCAGUGACAGUGGAAACUACAAAGAAGGUUUUAAACGGUUCUGUGGAAACAGAUGGCAAGAGAGAAUCGCCACUGGCAUUUGAUGGGAUAAGGGAAAAGGUUCCAGCAAACAGGCUCCAUGAAAUUGGUAUACUGACUAAGAAGGAAUUCGACAAGCUGAAACAGGGCAAAGCCAAAGUCCAAGACCUGAGCAAAACUGAGAAAGUUAAAACGUGUCUAAAGGGACAGAACUGUGUUGGAGGGGUCUUGACUCCAUCAAAGCAAAAAAUGACUGUUUACCAGGCCUUGAAAGAGAAGAAAAUUACCCCAAGCACUGCUGUCAUGCUCCUGGAAGCUCAGGCCGCCUCGGGGCACAUCAUUGACCCAGUGAAAAACAGAGCACUCUCAGUGGAUGAAGCUGUGAAGGAAGAAAUAAUAGGACCAGAACUUCACAACAAAAUACUUUCAGCAGAGAAGGCUGUCACAGGCUACAAAGACCCUUACACUGGAGCCAGAAUCUCCAUCUUUGAAGCAAUGAAAAAGGGUCUAAUUGAGAAAGACCAGGCCAUCAGACUUCUAGAUGUUCAGAUUGCAACAGGUGGAAUCAUUGACCCUGUCAACAGCCAUCGUGUUCCCCUCCAGACAGCCUACAAGCAAGGCCAAUAUGAUGCUGACAUGAAUAAGAAACUCUCAGAAGCUUCUGAUGAAUCAAAACUGUUCAUUGACCCCAGCACUCAGGAGACUGUCACCUACAAGCAGCUAUUGGAAAGAUGCGUCAAGGAUUCAGAAACAGGAUUGCUGCUGUUGCCGAUCACAGAUAAAGCUGCUGAAAGUGAGAUCCCUCGCACGGAUGAAGAGACUAAAGAUGUGCUCAGCAAAUCAAACAUUACUGUACCUUUUGGACGAUUCAAAGGGAAGACUGUGACUAUUUGGGAAAUUAUCAACUCUGAGUAUUUCACAGAAGAGCAGAGAAGGGACUUGAUAUCUCAGUACAAAACUGGGAAAAUAACAGUGGAGAAAAUCAUAAAAAUUGUCAUUACGGUCGUGGAAGAUAAAGAGAAAAAUAAGGAAAAUGGCUUAGCUGGUCUCAGGGCCCCAGUCCUUGCCUCUGAACUUCUGGAUUCUAAAAUAAUCAACAAAGGCCUGUUCAAUAAGCUACAAAAUGGCAAAAUAACAAUUAAAGAAAUCUCAGAAAUGGACGCUGUCAAGAAAGCUUUGAGGGGAACGCACAGCGUUGCUGGAGUGAUCAACGAGUCUACAAAAGAGAAAAUGUCAUUCUAUCAAGCUAUGAAAAAAGAGAUGAUCUCACCAGAGGUUACACUGAAUCUUCUUGAGGCACAAGCAGGUACUGGAUUUAUUAUUGACCCUGUUAAAAAUGAGAAGUCUACUGUGGAUGAGGCUGUUAAAUCAGGCUUGGUCGGCCCAGAACUGCAUGAAAAACUUCUGUCUGCUGAGAGGGCUGUCCAGGGGUACCAGGAUCCCUAUAGUGGGAACACUGUCUCUCUUUUUGAGGCGAUGAACAAAGACCUCAUUAAGAAAGAUCAUGGAGUCCGUCUGCUUGAAGCUCAGCUGGCUACUGGAGGAAUUAUUGAUCCUGUCAAAAGUUAUCACAUGCCACACGACGUUGCCUGCAAACGAGGUUAUUUCAGCGAUGAGAUGAAUAAUGUGUUGAACAAGGACAGUGAUGAAACCAAAGUGUUCUAUGAUCCUGAGUUGCAGGGGUAUUCCUCUUACGCACAACUGCUGAAAAGGUGCGUCACUGACAAAGAAUCUGGCCUCCCGUUGCUUCCUCUCUCUGAAAAAUCCAUGAAAUCAAGUCAGGAAGAAAGCCUUAAGAUCUCUGACACCCAAGCCAAAGAGGCCCUGAAUCACGCAACUCUGGAGUUACAGUACGGACCUUUCAAAGGAAGAAGAGUCACCAUUUGGGAAAUCAUUCACUCUCAUUACAUCACAGAGGAGAAAAGAAUUGAGCUCAUUCAGCUGUACAGAACUGGAUUCAUGACCAUUGAGAAAAUGAUGAAAAUCGUUGUCACGAUGAUUGAAGACAAGGACACCAACAAACAGGACGAAGUGUCUUUUGAAGGUCUCAGAGCACCUGUCACCAUCUCUGCUUUGCUUGAGUCCAACAUCAUUAAUAAAUCCACCUUUGAUCAACUCAAACAAGGGAAAAAGAAACCCAAAGAUAUCAGUGACAUGGAUUCAGUCAAGAAAUACCUACAAGGCACCGACGGCAUCGCAGGGAUUUAUAUGGAAGAUUCAAAAGACAAAUUAAGCAUUUAUCAAGCAAUGAAAACAAAUUUGCUGAGUCAAAACGCAGGAAUUGCAUUACUCGAGGCACAAGCUGCCACCGGCUUUAUAAUUGACCCUGUCAAAAACCAGAAGUACACUGUCGACGACGCUGUCAAGAUUGGAGUCGUCGGUCCUGAGCUUCAUGAAAAGCUUCUCUCAGCUGAGAAGGCAGUGACAGGUUAUAAAGACCCCUACACGGGCAACACAAUAUCUUUAUUCCAAGCCAUGAAUAAGGAGCUUGUGCCACGAGAACACGCUAUCCCCCUUUUAGAGGCCCAAGUCGCCACUGGAGGAGUUAUAGAUCCAGUUAGUAGCCACAGAGUCCCUGUUGAUGUUGCUUACCAGCGAGGCUAUUUAACUAAACAAAUGGCCAAAACCUUUAGUGACCCCUCAGAAGAUGUAAAGGGCUUCUCUGAUCCCAACACAAACACAAGUUCCACAUACAAACAACUGCAGGCGAAAUGCAUUAGGGACCCUGACACUGGUCUGUGCUUCCUGCCCCUAUCAAAGGCCGAAAUUCCUUUGGAGGAAACGUCCUACGUGUACACAGAAGAACAGGCACAGACAGACUUAUCAAACACUCAAGUAGAUAUACCCCACGAGAGUUUUGCAGGCAGGAGUAUGACAUUGUGGGACAUCAUGAGGUCGAAUUUGCUUCCAGAAGAAGAAAAGCAAAGACUGAUGGAACAGUAUCGCUCUGGGCAGAUUACAAAAGACAGAAUGAUCAUCAUUAUCAUAGAAAUGAUUAUACAACGAGAAAUUAUUAAGACAGAACAGACCAUGUCCUGUGAUGUGAUUAGAAGGAGAGUCACAAUUGAGGACCUUUACAGUUCUAGAAUCAUUGAUCUUCAAACGUAUAACCUGUUGAAGCAAGAAAAGGUCACCAUUCGUGAGGUGAUGGAAAUGCCUUCAGUGAAGCAGUAUCUGUUUGGUACUGGGUGUAUUGCCGGGAUUUUGUCAGAUUCGCCAUCCAAGAUCAGCAUUUACCAGGCCAUGCAGAGAGGGCUCAUCAAGCCAGAUAUAGCUAUCAGUCUCCUUGAGGCCCAAGCAGCAACUGGAUUCAUCAUCGACCCAGUAAAGGAUCAGUUGUUGACUGUGGAUGAGGCUGUACGCAAAGGGCUGGUUGGCCCUGAGCUCCAUGAUAAACUUCUUUCAGCUGAGAGGGCAGUCACUGGCUACAAGGAUCCUUACAGUGGAAAAGUGAUUUCUGUCUUCCAAGCAAUGAAGAAAGACCUAAUUCUUGAAGACUAUGCCCUGAGGCUACUGGAAGCUCAGGUGGCCACUGGAGGCAUCAUGGAUCCAGAAUACUACUUCCAUCUUCCCACGGAUGUUGCCACCCAACGUGGUUAUAUCAACAAAGAAACACAUGACAGACUAAUGCACCCUACUGGGGAUGUGCAAGCUUACACUGAACCAACCACAGAUGAGAAAACCACCUAUGGCCAACUACUGAAGAGAUGCAAAGCGGAUAAAGAGAGCGGCUUGCUGUUGCUCUCACUGGCAGACAGAAAGCUGCUUUUUAAGGGGCUCAGAAAACAAAUCACCCUGGAGGAGCUACUGUGCUCUCAGAUUAUCAGCCAGAAGACGUAUGAUGACCUCUUAGAGGGACUUAUCACAGUGGAGGAGGUCAGCAGACAAGUAAAGAAGUAUCUUGAAGGCACAAGCUGCAUUGCUGGGGUGUAUGUAGAAUCAAGCAAAGAUUAUCUGUCCAUAUAUCAAGCAAUGAAAAAGAACAUGAUAAGACCAGGAACUGCGUUUGAACUUCUUGAGGCCCAGGCAGCAACAGGAUAUGUCAUCGACCCGAUAAAGAACUUGAAGCUUAAUGUUAGCGAAGCAGUUAAGAUGGGCAUUGUGGGUCCAGAGUUCAAAGAUAAGCUUCUCUCUGCAGAACGUGCUGUAACGGGCUACAAGGACCCCUACUCUGGCAAGAUAAUCUCUCUUUUUCAGGCGAUGAAAAAGGGACUCAUUCUAAAAGACCAUGGCAUUCGUCUGUUGGAAGCCCAAAUUGCAACCGGUGGCAUCAUUGAUCCGGAGGAAAGCCAUCGCUUGCCCGUUGAGAUGGCCUACAAACGCGGCCUAUUCGACAAGGAGAUGAACGAGAUCCUCACCGACCCUUCUGACGACACUAAAGGUUUCUUUGACCCCAACACAGAGGAAAACCUCACAUACCUGCAGCUGAUGGAGCGCUGCAUGAUUCACCCAGAAACCGGACUGGCACUUUUACUGAUGAAGGAGAAGAAACGGGAGAAGAAGACGUCCUCCAAGUCGUCUGUGCGUAAACGUAGAGUGGUUAUUGUGGAUCCUGAGACAGGCAAGGAGAUGUCUGUUUACGAGGCGUAUCGCAAAGGGCUCAUUGAUCACCAGACCUACCUCGAGCUUGCAGAGCAGGAAUGCGAGUGGGAAGAGAUUACCAUAUCCUCAUCGGAUGGCGUCGUGAAGUCCAUGAUCAUUGACAGAAGGUCUGGCCGGCAGUACGACAUUGAUGAGACCAUCUCAAAGGGCCUCAUCGAUCAGUCUGCUGUGGAUCAAUACCGUGCAGGCACACUGUCCAUCACAGAGUUUGCAGACAUGCUCUCUGGGAACACGAGUGGCAGCAGGUCGCGGUCCUCCUCUUUUGGAUCAACCGCCUCCUACCCCAUGAGCCCGGUCCCUUCCAUCAAAACACCGGCAACUACAUGGAACGACCCGACAGAAGAGACCGGCCCUGUGGCUGGAAUCCUGGACACGGACACACUGGAGAAGGUCUCAGUCACGGAGGCCAUGCACCGAAAUCUUGUGGACAACAUCACAGGUCAGAGGUUACUGGAGGCCCAAGCAUGCACGGGAGGCAUCAUUGAUCCGAACACGGGAGAGAAGUUCACGGUUGCGGAUGCAGUGAACAAAGGACUGGUGGACAAGAUUAUGGUUGACCGUAUCAACCUCGCGCAGAAGGCCUUCAAUGGAUUUGAGGAUCCCAGAACUAAAACCAAAAUGUCCGCAGCCCAGGCACUGAAGAAGGGCUGGCUGUACUAUGAAGCUGGCCAACGGUUCCUGGAAGUCCAAUAUCUCACAGGAGGCUUAAUUGAACCAGAGACAUCCACAAGAGUUCCACUGGACGAGGCUAUCCAGAAGGGUACCUUAGACACACGGACGGCACAAAAGCUACGAGAUGUCAGCGGAUACUCCAAAUACCUCACCUGCCCCAAAACCAAGCUCAAGAUCUCCUACAAGGAUGCCAUGGACAGGAGCAUGAUGGAGGAGGGGUCUGCUCUACGCCUGCUAGAAGCCUCGUCUCAGUCCAGUAAAGGCCUGUACAGCCCCUACAGUGUUAGUGGUUCAAGCUCAGCCACUGGUUCCCGGUCUGGAUCGAGAAGUGGCUCCAGACGAGGGAGCUUUGAUGCCUCAAGUUCAGGAUUUUCCACAACGUUCACGUCCUCCUCCUCCUACAGCUCCCCAAGUUACACCCGGCGGUACUAGGCGUGGAGGGAGCCCUGAUGAGCUAGCACGGAUCCUAGCAGCAUUAUUAGUAUUAGGCAGUCGCUGCCGUUUUGAAGAUGGAUAUUUAACACAAUAUAACCACAGAGCUCUUGAGGUGCCAAGCCAUCCAUAGAAGAAAAACGUUUUUUUUUUUUUUCUUCUGCAUGUGAUUGUUUUGGAGCUUUGCAGUUAAUUAUUCAACCUGGUUUCUAUAAUAAUAUAUCAUUGUUAUGUUAUUUUCUGUUCUGUUUUAAAUUGUGUAGUCUGAGGUCAUUUUUUAAUUCACCAUCCAUUAUAGAAUACUUGUAUUCAAUCUGUCUUUUAAGUAAUUCAACUUAUAUAUUGUUGACAACAUUUUAAAUGGAAAACUGUAAUAUUUUCUAUUUUCAAGUCUACUGUUACUUGUAACAUAGACUGUUCGAGUUAUCCGUCAAUAUUUUGAGAUACUGUGUGUGUUUUGUUAUAUUUCAGCACAGAAAGAAUUACGUAAGAUUAAGUUUUUCUAUGAUAAAUGAAAUUGGAUAUGAAAGUGGUUAAAUAGAUACCCUUGUAUGUGUAUAUUUAGUAGAAGAAAGUAAUUUUGAAACUUCAGGAAACAGAGCUUCUAAUCACAAGACACAUGGUAGUUGUAAUGGGUCAAAUAUUAGCAUUGUGAGCUUCAAGAAUGUAAAUCAGCAGCUUUAAAUAAACAUAUUAGACUGACUAAGUCAAAGUGAUGCUCAUCUUAAGGGGACGAUAUGUCACACGUUGAAGAGUGAGAAGGUGAACCCAGAUUACGAGAGAUUCUCCCCGUCUGUCUCAUCUCAAAACACAAGAUUACAACGAAAUGUAGGAUUACAACAUCAAUCCUGUUGACUAUCUGGACACAAGUAUGCAAUCCUCUCAACUGCUGUUUUGAUAUGUUAAUUUGCUUCUGUGUCAGGACCAUUCAAGACUACACACACUUCACAAAACUAGUUCACAAACAAUCAGAAGACAAUCUUUACUCAAAUCACUCACUAAAUAUGGAUAACAUUACACUCAAGUUCUGCUUGCUGAUGUACAUAGUAAUUUAGUCCUGAACACCACAUGAAGUCUUUUUACACUGUUCUUUUAACAUUGUUUUACAAGUGCCUGUAUAGUCGGUGUAUCAAUGAGAUGCUAAAGCGUUUAGGUGGGGCAGUUGUUGUUGUGUAAAUUGAUUGAUUCUUCACUGAAAAGUACAUUCUGCUCUUAGCUCUAAGGAUCACUGCAUUAUAGGAUCCAUUCAAUAGUCAUGUUAGCAUUCAAUAUCAUACGUAGUUGAUGUAUCAAGCAUUGUCACUUCCUGCAUCCAGAACCAGUCAUUUCAGUGCUCUGUUGUCUUUGUAAAUCAUUAUUUGAUCAAUUUCCAUAUUUUCAUAUGAUAUUUUUGCUUUGCAUGUUUACUCAUUUGGUUGAAAGGAUGCUAUAAAAAUUGUGACCAGUUA
Molecule: messenger RNA, 15312 nt
Organism: Osmerus eperlanus (European smelt)
Lineage: Eukaryota; Metazoa; Chordata; Actinopteri; Osmeriformes; Osmeridae
Gene: pleca
Product: plectin a
Exons: 35
Coding region: 131-13864 (4577 amino acids)
Biological process (GO): wound healing; intermediate filament cytoskeleton organization; hemidesmosome assembly
Cellular component (GO): intermediate filament; cytoskeleton; hemidesmosome
Molecular function (GO): ankyrin binding; cadherin binding; structural constituent of cytoskeleton
Source: RefSeq, a predicted model, not a curated record